AUGCAGAGCUCAAGUGGAAUCCCAUCUCAAGAAACGUCCUCUUUGCCGGAAAGUCUUCCUUUCACUUCCUCUCAAGCCGUGCCGCUUCCCUUCCCCAUGGCGCAUGGGACCACCACCCUGGCUUUCAUGUUCCAGGGUGGCGUCCUGGCUGCGGCAGACACUCGCUCCAGCUGCUCGGGCCUCGUAGCGUGCCCGGCCUCCCAGAAGAUCCUGCCCAUUCACAGCCACCUGGUGGGCACCACUUCGGGAACCUCGGCUGACUGCGCGCUUUGGAAACGGAUCCUCUCCAGAGAGCUGCGCCUCUACCAGCUUCGCUACGGACGGCGUUUGUCCACGAGGGGUGCCGCCAAGCUGCUUUCACACAUGCUGCACCCUUUCAAGGGAACCGAGCUCUGUGUGGCUGCCACGCUGUGUGGGUGGGAUGGAGGAGAGCCGGAUGAUGGAUGUCGUGACCACGAAGGCUCAGAGAUGGAGCAUGGUGAAGGCAGAGAGACUACAAAGACUCCAAAGGCUCACCUGGAAAAGACGGCGGGUGCCUCUGGUGAGAAGGUCUCUGUUUCCAAGACUCAAAGCUCUUCUUUCACAAAGCAGCAGUGCUCCAGGAGAAAAAUAAGUUUCUCUGGUCCCAGUCUGUUUUAUGUAUGCAGCGAUGGCACUCGCCUGGAGGGAUCACUCUUUUCUGUGGGUUCAGGAUCACCCUACGCCUACUCCAUCUUGGACCAAGGGGUUCAGUGGGGCCUGACCGUGGAGGAGGCCACAUCAAUAGCAAGGGAAGCUGUGUACAGGGCCACCCACAGGGAUGCGUACUCCGGGAACUCCGUGGACGUCUAUCACGUCACCUCAAAAGGAUGGACUCGGAGGACACGCGAGGACUUGAAAGAGGAGUAUUACAGAGAAAAAGAGAGACGAAGACUUGAGAGGGAGAGACGAGGCAAGACUUUGUCAGGGUAA
Gambusia affinis (western mosquitofish) is the source of this 951-nucleotide messenger RNA. Its product is annotated as proteasome subunit beta type-11-like. Lineage: Eukaryota; Metazoa; Chordata; Actinopteri; Cyprinodontiformes; Poeciliidae. Gene Ontology annotation, cellular component: proteasome core complex. Bases 1 to 951 code for a protein of 316 amino acids. The record is from RefSeq and is a predicted model, not a curated record. The transcript has a single exon.